AUGAUGGACCAAAAGAGACGCAAGUACAACAAAUCCCGUCGAACAAUAUCUACUAAUAGCUUUUUAGUCAAGCAUCCAUUAAAUGUCAAGCCAAGUGGGAACUCGCUUCUUGCCUCAACUCCAAUCUUACAACAGCAAAGAAAGGACUCUUUGGGUGAUCUCCGCAUAUUACCAGAUGAGAUACUAAUGAAUAUUAUUAGUUACAUUACAGAUCCUCCAUCAUUAUUAAACCUAUCACACACAUCAAGAAUUCUCUAUGCGUUUUUGUAUGAUGAAGAAAUUUGGAAAAGAGUGUAUUUGCAGAAUAUUGCACACUAUGAUACCAAAUCAUGGCUAGGAUCCUGGAGAAAUACUGUGUUAAAUAUUAGAGAAAACACAGAAUGGUUGCAAUUACCUGAUAAUUUGUUGUGCUCGGAUUUGUUAUACCGACCUAUCCAAUGCUCUCAAAUUGACUAUACCAAAUUGUUUUGUGAAAUUAUCAGGGAAGAAGAAGUAUACCACCGAGAUGCAAUUUUGGGUCAACUAGAUGACUUACCAAGGGGAAGAAUACAAAGAAUUCAGGAAUCUAAUUUAAAUUUGGAUGAAUUCAAUGCAGCUUACCAUUCUUCGCCAUUUAUCUUGGUAAAUUCGGACUCUAACCGUUGGCCAAAUUGGAAUUUUGAAUUGUUGUUCCAUCAGUUUCCUAAUGUAAAAUUUAGACAAGAGGCAGUUAGUUGGGAUUUAAAAAAAUACUCACAAUAUUUGCACAAUAAUAAAGAUGAAAAUCCAUUGUACUUAUUUGAUUGCAAAAGUGAUGCCAUGAAAGUUUUGAAACAAGAAUACAAAGUUCCAGAAAUAUUUCAAGAUGAUUUAUUUACUGUGUUCAAUAAUAAAAAAUUUAAUUGCCGACCUGACCAUGCCUGGAUAAUUAUGGGAUCUGCUAGAUCUGGUUCUACUUUCCACAAAGAUCCUAAUUCUACAUCGGCCUGGAAUGCAGCUAUACAGGGAAGAAAGUUAUGGGUAAUGUUGCCUCCUCAUAUAACACCACCAGGUGUGGGAACUGAUGAAGAACAAAGCGAAGUGACAUCUCCAGUAAGUGUGACAGAAUGGGUAAUUUCGGGUUUUUUUAAUGAUUCUACCAAAAUUGAUGAAUGCUUGAUUGGAAUAACUUUCCCUGGUGAAUGUAUGUAUGUGCCCAGUGGAUGGUGGCAUACAGUGAUAAACAUAGAUGACUCAAUUGCCAUUACACAAAACUUUGUCCCGAAAUCAAAACUAGCCCAAGUUUUGAAUUUUUUGAAAAACAAACCUAAGCAAAUUAGUGGUUUCAGAUUAAAAGAAAUCAAACAAUGUUUGGCUUGUAUUGCUAAAGAUAGCGGUGACGAAGUUCUAAUUGAGUGUUUGAAAGCCUUCAACCUGUUGACAGUUGAUUUAAAUGAGGAUUGUGGCGAAUUACAAGAUUUGCCAGAUAUGCCAAUCUUUGAGAUUUUUAAGCAAUUAUUAAGCAAUAAUGGUAAAGAAGAUAUUUUAAAUGAUGCGUUGGAGAAGUUAAAAAAAAUCGAAUUAAAGAAUUAUGAACGUGAAACGGGUAAAAGCAGGGCAUGGGAGAAAUUGACUGAACCAGCUAAUUCAGAGACAGCUACUUUUUCAUUUAACUUUGAUGAAGUAAGUGAUAGCGAGUAG
Candida dubliniensis CD36 is the source of this 1659-nucleotide messenger RNA. RefSeq lists its product as uncharacterized. Gene Ontology annotation, molecular function: cis-regulatory region sequence-specific DNA binding; protein binding. NCBI's taxonomy places the organism in Eukaryota, Fungi, Ascomycota, Pichiomycetes, Serinales, Debaryomycetaceae. The record is from RefSeq and is a predicted model, not a curated record. The coding region runs from base 1 to 1659 and encodes 552 amino acids. The transcript has a single exon. Gene Ontology annotation, cellular component: nucleus.